Messenger RNA from Saccostrea cuccullata (small rock oyster), 4826 nucleotides. Its product is annotated as collagen alpha-1(I) chain-like. The transcript has 48 exons. Bases 145 to 4470 code for a protein of 1441 amino acids. Gene Ontology annotation, molecular function: extracellular matrix structural constituent conferring tensile strength. Gene Ontology annotation, biological process: extracellular matrix organization. NCBI's taxonomy places the organism in Eukaryota, Metazoa, Mollusca, Bivalvia, Ostreida, Ostreidae. The record is from RefSeq and is a predicted model, not a curated record.
CGAAAAAACUUUCAACGUUGCAGCACAUUGAAAUCCGUUAGUUCACCGAAAUUUCUUGGUACAAGAUCGGUGAAUUCGUUUCCACAAGAUUGUAAUAAUAUUUAUUACAUCAAAUAAUUUUGCAAAUGAGGUGACAUUUUAAUAAUGAGUGGACCAGUUUUAUGGACGAUUUGUAUAUCUCUUUUCCUUUGCACAAAUACAUUGUCCGGUCAAGAAGUGUCUGAAACCCAUGGGACAAGAUGUACUUUUGAGGGAGAUGUAUGGAACCCUACACCAUGUGAAACCUGCAAGUGUGUGAGUGGAAAAUAUGACUGUGUGGUAGAAAAGGACUGUGAUGUGGAUGCAAAGACAAGGGAAAUAGAAAAGGAAACUUUGACCGACGGGGCUUCUCAGUCCAGUGGCUUUGAUACCCUCUUUGCUGAAGCACGGGGACCCCCUGGUGCUCCAGGACUGAUGGGACCAUCUGGAAGACAGGGACCAAGAGGAGAUCCGGGUUCUAAUGGCGUCAAUGGAGUUCCAGGGCCACCCGGUCCAGCCGGUGUACCAGAUAUGUCAGCUGACCAGGCAUAUGCGAACUACUACGCCUCUGUAUACGGGCCUCGAUUUAAGGCUGGCGGCGCUCAAUCACCACAGUAUAUGACCGCUAAUAUGGGACCAUAUGGGCCACGAGGACCGCCAGGACCAUCCGGACAACCAGGUCAACAAGGUCUACAGGGACCAAGAGGAGAGCCAGGGGACCCAGGGCCGCCGGGACAACCAGGAAGCAGAGGACCAUCUGGACCCCCAGGAUUAAAGGGCUUACAGGGAGAUCCAGGCAAAAAUGGAGAAGUUGGUCCUCUAGGACUACCAGGAAGAAAGGGUCCUUCUGGUGCUCCAGGAAUGGCAGGAAUUCCAGGCGCAAAAGGGCAUAGGGGUUUAAAUGGAAUUCCAGGACCAAAUGGUGAGCAGGGAUUUCCCGGAGAAAAGGGAUCCAUGGGACCCCCGGGCCCACCAGGAGCUCCUGGUCUUCAGGGACAGAGAGGUGUAUCUGGUGAACGCGGACGUGACGGAGAGAGAGGUGCCCCUGGUCUGAAUGGCGUAGAUGGACUUCCCGGUCCUGUUGGUGCUCCCGGAGUGAUUGGUCAAUCUGGUCCACCAGGUGUGCCCGGCAUCCCAGGUCCAAAGGGAGAGGCCGGAGCCCCCGGAGCUAAAGGUUCAGCAGGGCUUCAGGGAGCGCGGGGGGAGAGUGGAGUACCCGGCCCCCAGGGAGAUGAAGGUGCGCCUGGAAUGAAUGGAUUGGACGGUUCUACCGGAGAGAAAGGAUCUUCUGGUGAUCCAGGUCCAGCUGGUGUGCCAGGAUUUCCCGGACCAAGAGGUCCACAAGGAAUCGCGGGUUCAACUGGAUUCCCAGGUCCAAAAGGAGCAACUGGCCAACCGGGACUACCAGGUUACAAAGGAGAACGAGGACCAAAAGGUUUGACUGGAAGUACUGGAGACAGGGGACAUCCAGGAAACCCCGGACAAGAAGGGAAGCGUGGAUUGAGAGGUGCUCUUGGAGAUCCCGGACAGCAAGGACCGCCAGGAGACAGGGGCGGCAUAGGAGAAAGGGGUUUCCCAGGACCAGUUGGAGAUCCAGGGUCAUCAGGAGAAGAAGGAGAACCGGGACCACGAGGAAACAGAGGAGAACCUGGACCGACCGGACAACCGGGAAGAAUGGGACCACCCGGUCCUAGAGGACUCAGGGGAGUGGUAGGACGGUCAGGUAUGGAUGGAAUGCAAGGUCGUGUGGGAGAACCGGGAAUAAGUGGUAACGAUGGACGUCCAGGAGAGAUGGGACCACCAGGAAAUCAAGGUGUAACGGGUGUACAAGGCCCACAGGGACCAGCAGGCGGAAGGGGACCCCCAGGAAGAGAUGGAAACCCAGGAGCAUCAGGCCCUGAUGGACCACAGGGAGAUGCUGGACCCAUGGGAGAAAGUGGGCCCACAGGAAAUCCUGGGCCCCAGGGAGUUGUGGGAGAACGCGGACCUCAAGGAAACCAAGGAUCCAGGGGUUAUCCUGGACCCCCAGGAGUUCCCGGACCACCAGGAGAAGUGGGUAAACCUGGAGAUCCAGGUGCGCCAGGACUGGCUGGAAAAACUGGAAGACCUGGAGCCAACGGUGAAAGAGGAUUCCCUGGUGACCAAGGAGUGCCUGGAGAGGUAGGAGAACCAGGCAACCCAGGUCCAGUGGGACCAUCAGGACGUGAUGGAGAAAGGGGAGCACCCGGAUUGAAGGGGGAUCGUGGUGAAGUUGGACCUAUUGGACCAUCCGGUUUUCAAGGAUCUCGUGGACCACGUGGAUUAAGAGGACCCAAAGGAGAACUGGGUGAGGCAGGAGCACCUGGUCCCGAUGGUACACCGGGUAGAGCUGGUCCCCCUGGACCCAGAGGAGAAAUGGGUGACAGGGGACCUGAAGGACUAAUAGCUGAACCCGGAGAGAAAGGAGACAAUGGAUUAGCGGGAGAACCAGGUCCCCGGGGUGUGCCGGGAGACAGAGGCGCCCAGGGUGCAGAAGGAGAGACUGGAAUUCAAGGACCUCCUGGACUCCCUGGUCCUGCAGGUGCUCGAGGACCCAGUGGCUUACCUGGACAAAAGGGAGAGCAGGGAGAUAGUGGUAUUACUGGCCCUCAAGGAUCAAGAGGAACUCCUGGUGUUGAUGGAAUUCCGGGCAGUAAAGGUGAGCGUGGUGACCGGGGUAUCGUCGGAAUACCCGGACAGCCUGGACCAACCGGUAGAGACGGACCUCAGGGAUACCCAGGAAAGUCAGGGUUACCAGGGCAACAGGGACCACCCGGCGAAGACGGACUUCCGGGAGUUCGCGGUGAACCUGGUCCAAUGGGUCCAAGAGGAGAGGAUGGUGCCCCGGGAAAUCCAGGCUUACCGGGACAGAAGGGAGCAAGGGGCGAGGACGGACCAGAGGGACCAACGGGACCUGUUGGGCCUAUGGGUAAUGCUGGAGAUGUUGGUCUUCCAGGGGAGCCAGGAGUUCGAGGAGAGAGAGGACCAAUGGGACCAGUCGGCCCAGUGGGUUUACCAGGAGAACACGGAAAGCCAGGCCAGGAUGGUCAGCCUGGAAAACAGGGACCACAAGGACCCCCGGGAAAUCCCGGAUCACCCGGAGAUCAAGGCGUACCUGGUAAUCCAGGACAAGAUGGUGCCCCAGGAAUCCCAGGACGCACUGGUGAGAAGGGACCUGGAGGAGAAAUGGGACCAACUGGACCACCGGGUCUGCCAGGAUUUGCUGGACCACCCGGUCCCACUGGUGCUGUUGGUCCCAGUGGCGAGAGAGGACUUAGGGGUGAGCCUGGUCCAGCUGGUGCGCCUGGAACCCCCGGAGUCCGUGGACCCCCUGGAGCAAAUGGACUACAAGGUGAAUCUGGAGAAAGGGGUGAUGAUGGCUUAGAGGGUGAAAAAGGAGACCCAGGUUUCAUUGGAAUGCCAGGAUUGCCAGGACCAGAGGGACCACCCGGAGAGCCUGGACCAAUGGGACAGCCAGGACCCCCGGGACAAAGAGGGCCUGAUGGAAGAAGGGGGUCUCCUGGAGAAGAGGGUAAACCUGGGCCACCGGGUCAACAAGGACCAAUGGGAUCGCGCGGACCAAAGGGAGAUGUUGGACGUCCAGGAAUCAUGGGAGAUAUGGGACCACCAGGAGCACCUGGUGCCCCGGGUCAAUCUGUCUACGGUGCGGCUAUGCAAGGCUGGUUCCAGAGAGCCCCAGUUUACAAAGGACCCUCCUAUCAAGGUGACGAGGCCGAUGCUCCUCAGGCUGAAAGUGUGUUUAAAGCACUUCAGGACGUCACUGAAGAAUUACGCCUUUUGAGAUACCCAGACGGCUCCAAAGAAUCUCCAGCUCGCACCUGUCACGAAAUCAAACAGAACAAACCGGAUGCUGAGGAUGGGUUCUAUUGGGUGGAUCCAAACGCUGGAGUUAAGAUAGAUGCCAUCCAAGUGUACUGCGAUUUCAGAAGCAAGAAGAUCCUUACCUGUGUUCUACCAGAAGUCAAUAACUUUACAAAUACACAAAUUAACAAAGAUGGAAAUUCUGUUUUAUGGUUCGCGGAUACCUACUUACCCAAGAAAGAGAUUUCCUAUCAACCCAAAAUAGUUCAAAUCAAAUUCCUCCAAAUCUUACAUGACAAAGCAGAACAGCAGAUUACUUACCAUUGCAAGAACUCCAUAGCCUAUCGUGACGCACAGUCAAAGGGCAAAGACAAAGCUCUUGUCUUCUCAACAUUCAACGGAGAUUGGCUCGGUGCCAACAAUAAAAAGAAGUUCAGAUACAAGGUCUUGAGUGAUGAAUGCCAGGUGAAGAACGGAGCUUGGGGGAAGACAGUAUUUGAAAUUAAAACAAAGAAAACAAAACGACUACCAGUUAUGGACUUUGGUAUCACCGAUAUUGGAGGAAGCGACCAAGAUUUCAGAGUGGAGCUCGGUCGUGUUUGCUUUUCAUGAAGUAUUACAAAAAUCCAUGUAUAUUAAUUAUUAUUUAGCAGGGCGUCUUAAAAUAGGAUGAAUAUUUUGUGUGUUUGUUGUGUGAAAGAGGAAACCAAUUCAAUGUUGCUGUCCAGUUGCCAUGAUCAUAGUAAUGUCGCAGUCAGAUGUUCCAACUCCGGUUUGCCAUGAUGCCGUGUGCUGUAUUGCUAUGGUUUUGAUCUCACAUAUUACACCCUUACUUAUCUGUGAUAGAUGUGUGCCAUGAUUUCAUCUUUUUUUAUUCUCAAAACGCUGAUAUUUUUAUUCACUUGUUCGUCAUUUAAGAAUCAAUACUGUUCAUUUUGAUAAUAAAACAUAUCCAAAAAAUAGUAAAA